UUCCCUCGGGUGGUUGCUCGCGUUUCUCGUCAAGCAACCAUGACAAAACCGGAUGAAGUAAUAACUAUGUACGAAUCAACAUAUUCACAAAAACAACAUCCGAUUAGCGAUGACAGUGAGACGACAUCAACCUCAUCUAGUGAAGAGACCGAAACGCUGGAGAAAGACACCGAAGUACCAUCUGAGGAUAUCGAGUUUAACCCGUUCAUCGAUGAACUCAUCAUAAGACUUAUGACCGCUAAACCAAUCCGUGACCCUUUGAUGCCCGCUAGAGUUAAACGUGACGACUUACCAAUAAUGGUGUGUGGUGAUUUACAUGGUCAAUUUCGUGAUCUUCGAACCAUAUUCUAUGCUUGUGGACCACCACAAACGCAAACAUAUUUGUUCCUUGGGGAUUAUGUCGAUCGAGGAGUUCAGGGAUUAGAGACGAUCUCGUUGGUACUAUGUCUAAAAAUCAAAUACCCGACUCAAGUAUACAUGUUACGAGGUAAUCAUGAAGAUGGUAAUACUUCAAUGUCGUAUGGCUUUUAUGAUGAAUGUGUCAAUAGGUUCAAUGCAUACAAAGAGGGCGAUCGAUUAUGGCGAAAAUUCAUUGAUGUGUUUAAUAUGCUGCCACUAGCAGCACUGAUCAACAAUGCAAUUUUCUGUGUUCAUGGUGGACUGUCACCAUUUUUUGGUGCAUUUGAUGAUAUCGAUAAGAUAAAACGACCAUCAAUAAUACCUCCAUUCGGUCUGAUGUGUGACUUGGUCUGGUCAGAUCCUGACGAUAAACACGACGGAUGGUCGAUGAGUCAACGUGGUAUAUCGUUUACAUUCAGUGAGAAUGUGGUCAAAGAUUUCUGUCGUAGAAAUAAUAUCGAUCUCGUCGUUAGGGCUCAUCAACUUACGGGCGAAAUGGUCAAAUAUGGUCAUAAAUUCUUCGCCGGUGGACGCCUUUUGACAAUAUUUUCGGCACCGAAUUACUUAAACACAAGAAAUGAUGGUUGUGUGCUACGUGUUUCAAAGAAGGUUAAAGUUAUCAGUGAUUACACUUUAACAUACAAGCAGUUCAGUGUUACCCUCGAAUUAAUUUGA
This is a messenger RNA of Anisakis simplex (herring worm), 1074 nucleotides long. The record is from the annotation of a GenBank genome assembly. NCBI's taxonomy places the organism in Eukaryota, Metazoa, Nematoda, Chromadorea, Rhabditida, Anisakidae.